ACUGAGGCCAAAUGGGAAAGGGCCGGAACACCUGUUGAUUAAGGAUGGGCUCUCAGCCUGUUCUCCUCCCUCUCCCCGCUUCCCCUACACCCCCACUUCAGGGUCGGGUUGUGGGGUCUGGAGUCUGGUCUCCCCCCCACUCCUCUCCCCUCCCCUUCACAAUGACGGUGCGGGCUGCCGCCCAGGAACCUGACGCCAACGAUGAAUAAAUGAUGCCCGGGGUGGCCAGAGCUCGCCGCCAAGGUCCCCAAGCGCCGGCUGUCCGGGGGGCGGUCACCGGGCAUCUCCGCGCUGCCACUCGCUCCCGGAUCUGCAGCGGAGCUCGCGCGGCGGGAGGAGAUGGCGGGGCGGCGGCGGCGAGGCGCGGGGCCCCUCUGGGCGAUGGGCGGCGCCGCGCUGGGCUUUUGCCUCUCGGGGGUCGCCGGGCAGCUGGUGGAGCCUAGCACGGCACCCCCCAAGCCCAAACCACCCCCACUGACCAAGGAGACGGUGGUGUUCUGGGACAUGCGCCUGUGGCACGUGGUGGGCAUCUUUUCACUCUUCGUACUGUGCAUCAUUAUCACCUUGUGCUGUGUCUUCAAUUGCCGCGUACCACGGACCCGGAAGGAGAUUGAAGCCAGGUACCUGCAGCGAAAGGCAGCCAAGAUGUACACGGACAAGCUGGAGACUGUGCCACCCCUCAAUGAGCUCACAGAAAUCCCUGGAGAGGAGAAGAAAAAGAAGAAGAAGGACAGUGUGGACACAGUGGCCAUCAAGGUCGAGGAGGACGAGAAGAAAGAGGCCAAGAAGAAGAAAGGAGAGAAAUGAGGAGGGUAUCCUGGCAGGCCCUGGAGCGCAUGCCCAAGUCAGGACCCAUGCAUCUUAAAACGCGGAGCUCAUACAUGGACCACAGAGUCUGUAAUCAGAUGGGGAAGCCGAGGUCAUGGCCACAUUCUCAUGGCCCAACAGGAGCAGGGACGAGACUACACAGGUGUGGGGUCUCCCAUCCUGCAGUCCCCUCCUUUUUCCCCAUGCACACGGGCACUCUCAGUGGGCUACUGUCCUGCAGAUGCAGAGUGGCCUCACUGUUCUCUUUACCUAGAUUGGCCUUUGUCCCACCCUUUCUGCCAGGGGUAGCUGUGGCUAUGAAGAAGUAAAGGGACAUGAGGUAUAUUUCCAGGAGGGGAUAGCUGAACUGAAUGGGUUGGGGAGUGGCUGACUGAGGACAGGGGGUGGCACUACUGGGGGAGGUGCAGAGCCAGGCAGCAGCCUCGGGGCAAGCAAACUGCCCCAAGCCUGGUAGGGUUCUGACCUGGGGGACUUAGGUGGCCCGGAAGCAGAACCACCCCAGCCCAGCAGAUACCAAGCUCAGGACCAUGGGAUCCACUGGUUUUCCACGUGAUGGAAAUGAGGCUGUUAAGAGGCUCCGUGAAGCCCAGGGGUUCAGCCCCCUCCAGGCUGGGGACUGCAGGGUGGGACAGAGAUGCAGGGGGCUGAGGCCAAUGGGCCAGAGAUCAGGGAAGAAAGCUGGGGCCUCAGCCUAGGGAACCAGGGAACAUGGGAGAAGACAAAGUGGACACUAAGCUAUUGUGGGACCUCUUCUUUGCCUAUCCAUGGUAGGAGGUUUUGGGGCCCCAGGCAAUCACAAGAGGGUUACAACCAGUAUUCCACCUGCUGAGUAGAACAGCACCCAGCCUCUUCUUUGACCUCGCCCCACCACUAGAGGAAACAUCUCUGACCAGAACACAAGGACCCAAACACCACCUGAGGACUAACUCCUUGGGAAGAGGAGGCAUAGAUGGCAGCAAACAUCAGACUGAGGCUCUCAGAGCUGACCUUGGAAACUAAGGAGACACCCGAGGAGGUUUUGGAGCUGGGCAGCCUGCUGAAAAAGCAGACAGCAACAAUCUGUAAAUAAAGCUAAGCGCCUUCUCAGGUGCAGGCAUGG
Molecule: messenger RNA, 1927 nt
Organism: Marmota monax (woodchuck)
Lineage: Eukaryota; Metazoa; Chordata; Mammalia; Rodentia; Sciuridae
Gene: Tmie
Product: transmembrane inner ear
Exons: 4
Coding region: 340-807 (155 amino acids)
Source: RefSeq, a predicted model, not a curated record